Botrytis cinerea B05.10 is the source of this 2469-nucleotide messenger RNA. RefSeq lists its product as hypothetical. NCBI's taxonomy places the organism in Eukaryota, Fungi, Ascomycota, Leotiomycetes, Helotiales, Sclerotiniaceae. Bases 505 to 2064 code for a protein of 519 amino acids. Gene Ontology annotation, molecular function: protein binding. The record is from RefSeq and is a predicted model, not a curated record. The transcript has a single exon.
GGAUCCAGUCGUUGUCCCCGUUGCCAUUCCUCCCCACAGUUCAGUCAGUCCUUCAUAUCGAUAUCAAUUCAGGUCUUUGGUUGACUUGCGCAAAUGUUAUAAUAUUCCAUUGAUACCAUUGUCUUCUGCCGGGUAGAAGAGACAAUCUCUAUCUUCCAACACAGAUCAGAUAGAUGGCUCUUCAAUCGUGGCUAUAACCAACUGCCUUCUGCCCACGUCUGCAUUCGGUCAAUCAUUUGGUUCCAUUGUGAUAUGCGUAGGCAUAUAACAUAUCCCCACUGCCAGUGAAGGACAGCUAGUGAAUCAGGGGAGAAAAACUCCAUCUUUCCUGCGACAUUCGAGACGUUUACUGCAUAUUAAACUUACUGUACUUAUAAAUCCAACCGCAAAAAAUCAUCAGCCACGACUGCAUCCCUUCAAAUCUUAAUUUUACUUCCACACGUCUCAUUUGCAAAACAAUGAAAACCUCAUUUUGUUGUUCAAGUAAAAUAGGGCGCAUUUACAAUGGCUGAUUCUCCCAAGGACAAGACUCGUCCCUCUUUGAAAACGAAACUCGUACGCUCACAGAAAAUCAUACAAUUAUCUCCAACAGAGACAAGACCUCAGGAUAUUCCUGAGGAUUGCGAACCACCACCGCCAUCUCGAGAGAAUGCGCCGCCUCCUCCUCCUCGCAGCCAUACCCCGGGACAUCUAUCGACCAAGAGUCAAGAUAGGCGGAAGCAGAAAUCCGAUCUAGCUUUGCGCCAGAGAUCACAGUCAUUAUCGCAAAAAGAAUCCUCAGCUUCAUCUAUCAAAACAACGGCCGAGAAACCACCCUCGCUACAGCAUGUUAGCAGUACAUCCACCCCCCCGGAGAAACUCCUGUCACCAUCCGAAAACAGUAAUCCAGUACCGCAGCUUCCCAAAGAUGAUACCCAUAAACCCAUUAAUCUUCGUUCCACGUCUGCCAUAACACCGAAAGUACCUUCCUCCGCAAAUUCGUCUUCUCCUGUACCGCCCGUACAGCGUCCGCCUCGUGGUCUUUCUAUUCCAUACCCAUCAUUGCCAGAUCCUAAACUGGCACCCAAUGUUCUUCCUGCACCAGCAUCAGGAAUGUACUGGUCUCGCGCCCCUGUUUCGGGUUCGUCCCAUACGUCUUUGCGGGCACAUACAUCCACACUUAUUGGUUCUAAUAUCUACGUUUUUGGCGGAUGUGAUGCACGUUCAUGUUUCAAUGAAUUAUAUGUCUUAGAUGCCGAUGCUUUUUACUGGUCUACGCCCUUUGUUUGCGGAGAUAUACCGGCUCCUUUACGAGCAAUGACGUGCACAGCUGUGGGAAAGAAAUUGAUAGUGUUUGGUGGUGGGGAUGGACCUGCAUACUACAACGACAUAUAUGUACUCGACACAUUAAAUUUUCGAUGGUCGAAACCGCGAAUAUCUGGGGAGAAGAUACCAAGCAAGCGAAGAGCUCACACGGCAUGUUUGUAUAAAAAUGGAAUAUAUGUUUUUGGUGGCGGAGAUGGGGUGCGGGCGUUGAACGACGUGUGGAGGUUAGACGUUGCGGAUACGAACAAAAUGUCUUGGAAGCUCGUUUCUGCCCCGACGCCAUCAUCUGUCGACGAUAGAACUAAGCCGAAAGCUCGCGGGUAUCAUACAGCAAAUAUUGUUGGGUCUAAGCUUAUUAUAUUUGGUGGAUCAGACGGUGGGGAAUGCUUCCGAGAUGUAUGGGUAUUCGAUAUUGAGACGUCGACUUUUUCACCGGUCAAUAUUUCACUUUCAUAUCCGCGAUUGAGCCAUACUGCUACUAUUGUAGGAAGCUAUCUGUUUGUAAUAGGUGGACACGAUGGCGUUGAAUAUUCGAAUGAAGUGCUACUCUUAAAUCUCGUCACUAUGGCCUGGGAUAAACGGAAAGUCUACGGAGAGCCCAUUAAGGCUCGCGGUUAUCAUGGAACGGUGCUUCACGAUAGUAGACUCAUGGUAAUAGGAGGCUUUGAUGGGGGAGAUGUGUUCGGAGAUGUAUGGUUGUUGGAGCUGGCGGUGCAUGCAUAUUACAGUCAAAUUAGUCAUUUUAGCAUCGAUGUUUAGCGAUAGAGUUGGAAAGGGGGAGCGGAAAGGAAAAGGUGUUUGCGGUUUUGUCUUUGUCUUGCGAGCGUACGAACGAUGUCAUGAAAUCUGUAUGAUUAAUAUAAUACCAUGGUUAUCGAUUAUUACCUUCUCUCUUUUGCAAAACCAAGUGGUAUUCACCUAUGCCUUAACCGAAAUUUAAAGUGGACAAAUUUCUCGGAUCCUUAACCUCAAACUAAUGUCGGCACAAGAUGUAUGGAGUUACACAUGAAUCAAUCCGUUUGAAGCCUUGUAGAUAGUUUUGAAUGGUGAUGUUUUAAUGGAGGAGAAAGCAUGCAGGUCGCCAUAUUCCGGUCAAAUCAAAAGCUCCAAACAUCCUUCCGAAGCCUUGUAGUCAAUGUUAAUGGUAAUAUGAUUAAGUAGACA